AUGCAUGUAAACAUGAGUGAGAAUAAUUCUCCACUGGACGAAAGGGACAGAGACAAACUUCCUCCUAUUUUGAACCAUGUAAUGCUGAUCCUUUGGCAGAGUUUGGAUCGUGGGUCAAAGCUACCGUUUUCCUCAUGUGGAAGCUUCAUAUCUACCUUCAAUCAUAAGAGAGAGACAGGCAACCAUAACCUCUCCACGCAGCUUCUUGUACCUGCUGUAAGACAAGUAAGAGAACUCCCCCCAAUAUGCCCAGAUGUUAGACAGAAGCAGCGAAUCUCCAUAGACAUUCUCCCUCCAGAAGUAAAAGCCCGCUUUGCCUCAGACCCGAUCAUCCCCAUCCGGACCAAGACUGCCAAAGAGUUUCAGGAAGAUAUGGAGAGGGCUACUGUCUCAGGUGACUGGAAACAAGUCCAUGAUUUCUACUUGACUACGUUUGGCUCCUUUUUGGAACUGAAUGCUGCCUUUAAGAAAGAAGCAAACGCUCCAUUCAACACUAUAGAUGACUCAGGAAUAAACAUUAAAUUUGUUAAUGCUGUUUAUGAUUCCUUACUCCAUACGCCUCCGGAGACACAAAAGUCGGUCCUAAAGGGAAUCAUUAAUAGCUUAUUAAGAGAGUGGAAAGGACCUCGGACAAAAGAUGACUUGAGGGCGUAUUUUAUUCUUGUUCAGAACCCACAGUAUACCAGCACAGCCACAUAUGUCAUCUAUGCACACUUACUGAGGCAAAUAGCAGCUUUGGCCGAAGCAGACCACCAUUUCCUGAUGCACUGGUUUAAAAAGCUCUCUCAGAAGCGUUUCAAACAGCUUGUGGACCGCCUUCAGCUUUUCAUCACCACCCGCCUGUUCCCAGCCAAACCAGAGGAACUGCCACCAAUGGCUAAAUGCUCCUGGUGGAUCCCUUCUGCUACCAAGGUUCUCUCUCUUCUCAAUGCAGCAAACAGCAUUUCAUCUCCUUCGAUCAUUCCGUUUGCGGAUUUCUACAAUCUCACUCUGGACCACAUUGACUUCAUGGAGGACUACCAGACAUGGCAGACUCAUGGAAAUUCAAACAGAUUCACUUUCUGCCAAUUUCCCUUCAUCUUGUCCACUGUGGUGAAGAAAGCAAUCAUUCAGAGAGAUUCAGAGCAGCAGAUGAUCAGUAUGGCCAGGCAAACCCUGGUGGACAAAGUCUCUCGCAGACAGAGGGUGGAUAUGAGUCUCCUCUUUCUGAACAUUAAAGUUAGGCGUCUGCAGCUGGUCAGUGACUCACUGGAUGAGCUUUCGAGAAAGCGAGCAGACUUGAAGAAAAAACUGAAAGUGACGUUUGUUGGAGAAGCAGGGCUGGACAUGGGAGGCCUUACAAAGGAGUGGUUUCUUCUCCUGAUUCGACAGAUUUUUCACACAGACUACGGCAUGUUCACAUACUUGAAGGAUUCCCAGUGCCACUGGUUCAGCAGUUGGAAGUGCGACAACUGCUCAGAGUUUCGACUGGUGGGCGCUCUCAUGGGUCUGGCUGUGUACAACAGCAUCACUCUGGACAUCCGUUUCCCCCCCUGUGUAUACAAGAAGCUGCUGACCCCACCCAUUGUGCCUUGUGACCCUGAUACUCCUGUCGGCAUGGCGACCCUCACCCUGGAUGAUCUGCAGCAGAUUAUGCCUGAUCUUGCUCAUGGCCUUGGAGAGCUCCUGAGCUAUGAGGGGAAUGUUGAGGAAGAUUUCUGUUCUACCUUCCAGGUUUUCCAAGAGGAACUAGGGGUGGUCAAGUCAUACAAUCUUAAGCCAGGGGGAGAUAAGAUUCCCGUCACCAAUUUGAACAGAAAAGAGUACGUCCAGCUAUACAUUGAUUUUCUGCUGAAUAAGUCCAUCUACAGACAGUUUGCUGCCUUUUACCAUGGCUUUCACAGUGUGUGUGCAUCAAAUGCUUUGAUGCUGCUGAGACCAGAGGAGGUUGAGAUACUUGUUUGUGGAAGUCCAAAUCUGGACAUGAGCUGUUUGCAAAGGCUAGCACAGUAUGAAGGCUAUAGCAAAACUGACCCCACCAUACGAGCGUUCUGGGACGUUGUUCUGGCAUUCCCUCUGGAGCUGCAGAAGAGACUCCUUCAUUUCACCACAGGAAGUGACCGGGUCCCUGUUGGAGGAAUGGUUGACCUCAACUUCAAGAUAUCUAAAAUUGAUGUCUCAACUGACUGGUUGCCCGUGUCGCAUACGUGUUUCAACCAGCUUUGUCUACCUCCAUACAAGAGCAAGAAGGAACUAAGGCAAAAAUUAACUAUUGCCAUUUCAAAUGCAGAGGGCUUUGGCUUGGAGUGA
Chanos chanos (milkfish) is the source of this 2289-nucleotide messenger RNA. RefSeq names its product HECT domain containing 2 (gene hectd2). Gene Ontology annotation, molecular function: ubiquitin protein ligase activity. The coding region runs from base 1 to 2289 and encodes 762 amino acids. Gene Ontology annotation, biological process: protein polyubiquitination. NCBI's taxonomy places the organism in Eukaryota, Metazoa, Chordata, Actinopteri, Gonorynchiformes, Chanidae. The transcript has 21 exons. The record is from RefSeq and is a predicted model, not a curated record.